UAUUCAUUUUAUUUGGACUGGAUUACGCAACUUGUUUUUGACCUCGGCGGCUCUCCAGUCGACCGAAAAUUACGGAACUGAAUUUUACAUUUGGUUUUGGCAUCCAAACAAGAAUACAGGUUUUGUGUUGUAUAUGAAAAAGUGAAAUUGGCAAUCAGUUAAACUCGGACGUGUAUAGCAACAGGGACACACAAUGCCAAAUGGCAGCAAAUAAUAGUUUAUAUGCUGUUUAUGCUGAUCUAAAAAUUUGUCUAGGUUAGACCAGACUUUCAUGGCGUUCAACUUUCUCUACCCGCCGUCUUACGGUGGUGGAUUAAGAAUGGUUACAUGUCCUUUACGACCUUCACAGUUUUCUCAACCAGCUGACACGAACGGCAACAAUUUAACGCACAUCGAAAACAGUUACCUUCAUUCGAGUUGCGUUUUUCUUACCAAUCAAAGCACUGCCGGAUUGUCCGGAUGACAUACACUCACAGGCUUAUUCAGAGUGAUGUUUUCAUUUGUUGUUGUUGUGUGCGUGCAACUACUUUUCAGAGCAACUGAAUAACUGGACUUCCAUCAUGAAUGAGCAUCUGAAUGAACACGUUUCAUUAACCCUUGCCAAAUCAUUCGAAUUCGCCCAGGCGGAUGCUCAUCGCCACGUUUGUUCCGAAGAUGCCUUCCAUUCAACAGCGACUAGAAAAGCCUCCCAAGUUUCUCGGAAAAAAUCUGAAAUGACAAGAGUUCCGUCGCUCCAGGCCGUCACACGAACGGCACCCAACACUAGCCGUUUCGACGGUUUCAAAACUCUUUUCCGAUGGAGAGGAAGCAUCUACAAAUUAGUUUGGCGACAAUUUGUGAUCUAUUAUGCCUUGUAUCUUUUUAUGACCAUCGUCUAUGAAUUCAUGUUGGAUGAGCCGGGCAGAAGGCAUUUCGAAGCAUUGACCAGAUAUUUUUCAAAGAGUGCUUCCACUUUGAAUCUAAUGAUAAUGUUAGGCUUCUUUACAUCUACAACCCUUCAGCGCCUUUUCACUAUGCAGACGGCCAUUCCCGGAACGGCCAAAAUCAUUUCUUCGUUCACCAUGUCACUGAAACCCGACCUACCGGAGGGUUCCGUAGUCGUACGUUUGUAUGCUCGAUGGGUGGUUCUUAGUUGGAUUCUGGCAUUCCGAAGUGUUAGUGGCCCCCUGCGUGAAAAGUACCCGGACAUGAUUUCCCUCCAGAUUAAAGGAAUUCUUCAACCACACGAGAGGCUGAUCCUCGAACGCGCUGAAACCGAAGGCGAUUUAACUCCUCGCCCAUUGAUUGUUAUUGAUUGGAUGUUGCUGUUGUUGAAGGAAUGCUCGACAUUCAAUCGUUACAGCAACAAAUCCAGUAGCCACAAAAAUGUCGAAAUGCUCAUGGCGUUCAAAAAGAGCUGCGGAAAUAUGAUCAAAUUCGCAACCAAAAAUAUGCCACACGCCGUUAUUCAGGCUGUUAUGAUAGCGGUUUAUUACUUUGGAUUGAUGACCAUGUUGGCCCGUGAUUUGUCGACACCUUCGCCGGGCAAGCCUGUACCUCAACAGCCUGCGGAGCAUCACACUGACACCAUCGAAGAGUCUAUCAAUUCAUUCCCGAAAUACCCAGACGGUGGACGUCCAGACCAUGACAACAUCGUGAAGAAUAUCAUUCUCUACUUUCCCUUAAUGCCACUGAUACAGUUUUUCAUCUUCUUCGCUUGGCUGACAUUCGGCAGAAUGGCAGUCAAUCCAUUCGGUGAGGAUGAAACCGACAUUGACCUCGAUGUCCUUCUUGAAUCUCACAUUGAUGACCAUUGGCGUCUAGGAAAUUUGUAUACAAACAAGUUGGAAGACUUGUUCCCCAAUUUGCCCCAUAAGAAAUACGUCGACGCGGCUCUACAGGCUCAAUCCAACAAGGACAAGGAUGCGUCCAAAUCGAAAGCCCCGGAUGAUCCGCCGGUUGUUCCAGUUGCGCAACCCACGAGCCCAGUUUUAAAUGUCAUCCCUUCCUCCCCCGAAAUGGGAGCAUUCUCUAUAAUGGGAGCAUCGGCGAUGGAAGAGAGAAAUUACGAGACCGCAUCACCGCUCGUUUACGAUCGACGGCUAUCGACAGCCAUCACAAUCGAUGACGCCACUCGAACCGAUUCGCUUCACGUCCCUAUUUGGUGAGAGAUUUUUCAUGGCGUGUGACCUUGCCAAGAUGCAAAGCCAGCAUGCACACCCCCGUAAUGAUAUCGAAGCAAUUGAAAUAGUCAAGAGCAUAAUACACAUGUCACAAAUUA
This is a messenger RNA of Daphnia pulex (common water flea), 2260 nucleotides long. RefSeq names its product bestrophin-4-like. The record is from RefSeq and is a predicted model, not a curated record. Gene Ontology annotation, molecular function: chloride channel activity. NCBI's taxonomy places the organism in Eukaryota, Metazoa, Arthropoda, Branchiopoda, Diplostraca, Daphniidae. Bases 561 to 2147 code for a protein of 528 amino acids. The transcript is spliced from 13 exons.